UUCAUUUGGCACGCGAAGUUCCUCGUAAUGUCUGUUGGAGGAUUCGUACCUGGAUAUACUCGAGUCUAAGACGCCUGAUGGAGAAAUCUACUUGACUUUAGUUUCACUAUAAUAGGAAGACAGAACUUUGUGAGUCCAUGAAGAGAGGAAUACAUCUUAGACCACAAAAUAAAGAUUUGAUUGGUUUCUCGCCCCAGCACCCCUCCAUCUAGCUCUGGAUACCCUGUAAUACUGCUACCACCCUAGAAACACAUAUGACUAAAAUGAUUCUGACAGGAAGGCAACUCUGAACAUAUCGAAUUUCAAUUCCCUUCUCUUCCUUCUGUUAUUUGUUCUCUCAGUCAUGCUGUAUUCAGCAGAGAGACACCUCUGUUAGCUGAGUUUCUGUCAUUCAUAAGGGGAGCCCUUAGAAAAGCACAAGUGGUUUGUUGAAGAGACUGACAAAAAAAUUAUACCGUCUACUGUACAUAAUUAGCUGAAUUGGCAGUUGAAGUCGAAUCAGCGAUCUCUUGGUAAAUUCUGAUAACAUAAGUUCACUAUUGUACGUUCUCUUGGCCUGGGUUUGGUUGAUGUUUGAUGUGCAGAAAAUAGGAGGAAUUUGAUCAAAGCGAAGACAAGAAGAACUCUGGAAGACAAGAGCAGGACAAAAGGUGAAAGAGGCUAAAUGAAAUGAACUAUGUCAACUACAACAUAGAGUUGUCUGAACACUGACUGCAGGUUUUCAACUACAACAUAGAGUUGUCUGAACACUGACUGCAGGUUUUAAACCUCAACAUAGAGUUGUCUGAACACUGACUGCAGAUUUUAAACUACAACAUAGAGUUGUCUGAACACUGACUGCAGGUUUUAAAGAGUGAAAUCCUGCUCCCUCCCAUCCCUUUCCCUUCAUCAUCCCCCUCUCUCCUGUUGUUCCUCUCUUCCCUUCUCUCCGUCUGCCAUCUUCCUUUUCUCUCCCACAUUCUACCCAUGUUGUCUCAACAGACCCUUCUCUCUUGGCUGCUGACACCUGUUGACCUAGUCUGAAAGCACAACAGACAUACAGCAACCAAACCUCUCCAUACCUUCCUUCCAGUCUUUCCUAUUCUGUCUAUCUAUAGUCCACCCUGGCACCCGGCACUAUUCCGUCUAAGGGGGAGGAGGACUUUCUGACCCUGGCCGCUUCUCGGUUCAGCCGUCGGAAGCGUGCCAUCGGAGCCGCCAUGGGCGUGGCCAUGGUUCUACUCCUCCUGAUAGCCAUCCCCCUAUUGGUUCACACCAUGAAAGGGGGAGGAGCUAGCCAAGGAAGUGGCGGUGAGGGGUCCCAUUAUGAGAUGCUGGGGAGCUGCAGAAUGGUCUGCGACACAUAUAGUACUGCCCAACCAGGCCAGGAGCUGACAGCCAUGUCCCCUCAACCGGAAUACCCCGGGCGGAAGAAAACGGGGUACCGCGGGGUCCCUGGGAUCCCUGGUCCUCCAGGCGCCCGAGGACCCCCUGGGGAAUCAGGCAAGCCAGGGCCACAGGGGCCUCCCGGCCCUGGACCUAACGGUUACUUCCCCUCCUACAGCCCCAAAAUCGCCUUUUAUGCAGGGCUAAGGAAACAGCACGAGGGCAGCGAGGUGUUGAAGUUUGAUGAUGUGGUAACCAAUGUAGGGAACUACUAUGAGCCAAGUACUGGGAAGUUCACCUGUCCUCUACCUGGUAUCUACUUCUUCACCUACCAUGUUCUGAUGAGGGGCGGAGAUGGGACCAGCAUGUGGGCUGACCUGAAGAAGAACGGACAGGUGAGGGCCAGUGCCAUCGCCCAGGAUGCGGACCAGAACUAUGACUAUGCGUCUAACAGUGUGAUCCUGCAUCUAGACGUGGGAGACGAGGUGUGUGUACAGCUGGACGGGGGGAAGGUCCAUGGAGGAAACACCAACAAAUACAGCACAUUCUCUGGGUUCCUCAUCUACCCUGACUGACUGACUGAAUUGACCAACUUGACCGACUGAACUGACUGACCUUCACAACUUUAAAAAGACAAGAGAGGCUGUGGGCGGACUGCAGGAGCUGAAGGCAACACAGACAGAUGCAGACAAACACACACACACACAUACACACAAACACACAUAUACUCAUAUACACACA
Messenger RNA from Oncorhynchus tshawytscha (Chinook salmon), 2106 nucleotides. RefSeq names its product complement C1q-like protein 4. Gene Ontology annotation, molecular function: protein binding. The coding region runs from base 1200 to 1940 and encodes 246 amino acids. The record is from RefSeq and is a predicted model, not a curated record. Lineage: Eukaryota; Metazoa; Chordata; Actinopteri; Salmoniformes; Salmonidae. The transcript has 3 exons.